AUGCCUGAUCAGGACAAAAAGCUGAGGAGCACAGAAAAAGCAAAAGACAAAAAGCCUCCUGGGAUCUCUAGGAGACCUUCUAUGUGGGACAAAUCACGUUUAGAAUGGUGCUUGCCUCAUGACUAUUAUCCCUUCCAUCCUUCGUUCCAGCUUAUAUACAUUGAAAGUGGUCAAACCAGUGUGACAAGAACUUGGCAAAAUGUCAAAAGCAAUUAACAAAAGUCCAGUGGUCAAUGGCAAGAAUCAACAGAAGCUGUUGAGCUUGAAAAAUUUAGCAUGACCUACAAGAAUGAGAGAAAUUUUAGCAAACAUCCCAAGCACCAGCUGUUUCAAGAUAUCUUUACAACUUUAGUUAAGGAGAGUUACCUGCAGUAUAUGGAAACAGUAGCAAAUCAUUAUCUUAAUUAUGGAGAAGAGCAGCACAAUGUAGACAAGUUGGUCAACAUGACAUUUAUUUUUCAAAAGCUUGCUACUUUUAAAAAUCAAAUAGAACGGGUUAUAGCAAGUGGAGCACAUAAAAAAAAGAAUGGCAAUUGUGGUCAUAUCAUAUCAGACAAACUAUUUUUAGAGAAUCUUGACAAAUAUGGAGUUUACUUAGAUAUAAAUCAUGAACAGAAAUACAGGCUCACAGCAGAGUUGCUAUGACUUCUUUGUGCAGAAUCACAAGUCAAAGAGCAAAUAAAAAUGUAUAAAGGAGUUCCAGUCUUGCUCACUUGACUCCAUUCUGAUCACAUCAAACUUCUAUGGAGUAUAGUUUGGAUUCUGGUACAGGUCUGUAAAGAUCCUAAGACUAGUGUGGAAGUUUGGAUCUGGGGUAUCAAGUAGCUCCUUCAUAUAUUACAGGGGUAGGUUUUCAAAUCUGAACGCUCUUCAGUUGGAAGUUUCUCUGGUGCAAAUGCUGCAGGGAGAAUCCAGGAUCUUCAUUUGUCAGAUGAGCUGAGUCCUGAUGAGAUACAAGAAAGUAUUUUCUCACUUCAAGCAAAUGGAAUAUAUGCAAUAGCAAAGCUGGUUUUCAAAGAAAGGAAUGCUGAAAAAGCCAGUUUAUUACAGAGAGUUAUCUACACAUAUCUGCCUGCUGAACUGUACAUAGUCAUGGAGCUUAUAGAGGGGGUGCCGUUGGGAGAACACUCUUACUCUUUGAAGGGAAAGCAACAACAGUUUAUAGAAGACAGAUUAUGGUAUAUAUUUAUCCAAAAACUUGCACCAGUAGUGGCAAGCAUCCUAUACUCAUGUCCUGAAGUUGUAAAGGGUGAGCUGUAUGGAGAGAAGGUUGAUGUUUGGGCUGCAGGCAUCCUUUAUCAGCUGGCCACUGUGAACCUACCAUUUUACAGCACCAAUAUGAAUAUGCUCUCCUUGGCAACUAAGAUAGUAGGGGCUGUGUAUGAACCUGUGCCAGAAGGACUGUACUCUGAAAAAGUGUCAUUUACCAUUAAGAGCUGCUUGACUCCUGAUGCAGGGACACAUCCAGACAUAGUGGAGGUCAGCUCACUGCUGUCUGAUGUGAUGAUGAAAUCUGGAUAUCAUAAAUCUGGAUAUCAUAAAUCUCAUCUGGAUAACAUAAAUCUCAUGUUGGAGAAGAAACUGGAUCAGGAGAGGAGACAAACCUCUCGAUACUUCAUGGAGGCCAAUUGAAAUGCAGUAUCCUAUCACCCUCAGCUUUCCAUUUUAUUACACCUAAGUACAUUGAGUGUUGGAAAAGGACAAUAUCUAACAUUGCCUUUUUGCUCUUGUCAGAAAAAUGAUGAGAAGUUGAGCCUUCAUAGUGGCAGCAGUGGACCAGCCAGUUGAAAAAGUGAAUUAUCAGAAAAUACUGACUUUCCAGUUGACAGUUGUCAGUCUGCACAUGGAAAAGAUGGAAAAACAUAUGAAGCAAUUGUGGUAGAGGAUGACAGGACUAUGGGGAAAGGUAUUUUCUCUGAAUUAGACAAUGAGAUAGAUAUAGUGGACAAUUCAAGCAGCUCCAGUUCAAGUAAUUUGAAAGAGUCUGCUAUUAGUAUAAUUAAACAAAGUUUUAGUGCUUCUGAAAAACAACCUCAGAUAAGCACUCUGAAAUCCUCUUGUUUCUUCAUUUCUGCUCUUCUUUUAUAUCUGGAAAAAACUCUCAAAAUCACUCUUUGCUGCAUCUGCCUCCUGAAAUUUUUUUUUAUUUUACCUUUAACUGAGCUAGUAAUGAUAGAGAUUAUGUUGACAGUUCUGGAUCAAGACUGUGAUCAGCAUGUUUCCUCUUUCAUUUCUUCCUCUUUAGUGCCUAUUGAUCUGCUUUUGAGAGUACCUUCACUCACCCGCAGGUUCCACACUAAGAAAAUUGAGUGCUUGUUCAUGAUGAGAUGGCAGUUUCAUGUUCUACCAGUUGUAGUUCUUUGCAAUUUGAAAUAUCAUGCAUUGGCAGGAAUUGCUGUAUCACAAAGGAAAGUGAGUCAGAUCAGUGACCCUGUUCAGCAGAUUCUUAUUCAGCCGCACAAAAUUAUCUUCAUCACUCAACUUCCUCCAGCUUUGUGAUGCAAUUUGAAAAGGAGAAUCAUUGAGAGAUUCAAGAAGUCCCUUGUCAGUAAGCAGGACAAUCCUUGUAAACUGAAAUCAGAAAAGAAAAAGCUGCUGCAAGGUUCUCCUGAAUUGAUUAAACCAAGUAUCUUCACAGCAGAUUGGCAGGGCGGAAAUAUAUUGCUUCCAGAUGAUAGAAAAGGUAAACAAAGCAUCAUAAACUUCUCAGAAGGGAUGACAUAUAAGCAGUUGCAGAUUCUAAUUGAAGAGGUUCUAGAGGAAAGUGGUUAUUGCAGUUUCUUUGCUAACAGGUCAGUCUAG
Messenger RNA from Pseudopodoces humilis (Tibetan ground-tit), 2802 nucleotides. The record is from RefSeq and is a predicted model, not a curated record. Lineage: Eukaryota; Metazoa; Chordata; Aves; Passeriformes; Paridae.